Molecule: messenger RNA, 565 nt
Organism: Camellia sinensis
Lineage: Eukaryota; Viridiplantae; Streptophyta; Magnoliopsida; Ericales; Theaceae
Source: RefSeq, a predicted model, not a curated record
UCUCACACAACGAACCCUUUCGUUUAUAAACCUCUGUAAGAACAAACACCACACAACCAAAAGCUCCGAGACACACAAACAGAGAGACCUAAGAGAAAAGGAACAAGUGUCGAUAAAAAUGGUGGGCUAUUCGUCUGCGCCUCCGGACUACGAGCCUCUGAAAGAGCUGGUAAAGCACCACAUAGAGUCAUUCGAUCACAUGGUCAGCUACGGAUUGGAGACCAUGCUCGUCAGCAUCAGUCCCGUUGAAGUCUUCGACCCUUUCACCAAGAAGAAGCUGCGAAUCUGGUUUGAAAAGCCACGACUAUUCCGUCCUCAAAAGGAAGGCAUUUCCCAGAGAAUGCACGAAGCUUUGUAUCCUUUUGAAUGUAGACAAGCUAAAAUUACAUAUUCGGGGAAAUUCCUGGCGGAUGUUUGCUUUCAAUAUGGUAAUGGAGCUGUUAUUAGAGAAAAGUUCAAUUUUGGGCAGUUUCCUAUAAUGUUAAAGGUUAGUGGCUCUAUCUCUCGUGUUUCUCUUUCAUCAAAGGGGUGCUAUUUGUCUCAAGGCUAAUGUUUAUCUCCUUAG